GAUAACCUCAUACUAUACUACAGCACUGACAGACAUGGGAGAUAGGAGGAGGGACAAAUUACAACAGGCUGUAGAGUUUUCAAGCUAAAAGAUUCUAUUUUGGGCUGGACCCAGACUGUUAAAGGCGGAAGAAAAAAAGAAGGGCUGAGUUUAUUUCUGUUAUCCGAAUAACGUAAAAGAAAGAGCUAUACUGAGUGAUUUCCACAUCAUGGGUACCUAUAUUAUUUUAUCUGCCGUUGUUGGAUGCUUGUGCCUAGUACCAAGCACAUCUUGUCCAGCCAUCUGCCGAUGCAUUACUAAGGCUCGCCCUUCAGCAGACUGCUCGUACAGAGAACUGAUGCAUGUACCGCUAGGUUUUCCGGACAAUCUGAAUCAGCUCACCUUAUCCGUCAACAACAUCGGUGAACUUAAUAGAACAUCCUUUGCUGGUAUUUCAAAACUAACAUCACUAUGGCUGACAUAUAACCAGAUCACUGCUAUACAUCCUGGCACAUUCCAGUCUAUGAUCAGUUUGAUAAAUCUGGACAUAAGUCAUAACCAGCUUGUGGAGUUCCCAUGGAUGGAUCUCGCCGCGCUGACAGAUCUUGAGCUCCUCAACCUGAACAACAACCAGCUGGUUACUAUUCCACCUGGAGCAUUCAACAACUCUAAAAAAUUGAGAUCUCUGCAACUCAGCAACAAUCGGUUAUAUUCGUUGCCUGAGGGUCUUUUUGAUCUAUUGACCUCGUUGUCACAUGUUCAGCUUCAUAGGAACUCCUUCCAUUGCUCUUGCUCCUUGGCAUGGCUAAUAGAUUGGAUUCGAAUAACUUGGACCACCGUUGAUAGAAAAAAAGAAAUUAUUUGCCUAUCCCCGCAGGAAUUAAAGGAUAUUUCAUUAGACAAGGUGCCUAACUUACAGUGCAGAAAACCACUGGAAAUAAUGAAUGAUGAUCCAGUUUGGAGUAAUACUUUGUUGCUUUGCAAAGAGGUAGGAGUGCCUUACAUUGUGAUCAAAACUGACAGAAAUAAGGAAAACAAAUAUGGUGACUAUGAGGUAGCAAUAAGAAAAUUUAAGAAUGGAAGCAUCACGGUAACUCCCAUAAAGCAGGGUACAGCUUACCUUUGCCAGGUAUCCAACUACACGACCGAGACUACUGGGGAAAUUUCAGUCACUCUUGCACAUAAACAAAUUUCAGGUUGGCAGGUGGAUCCAGAGGAGAAACUUCUACUCCUUCUAGUGUCAGGAAACGUGAGGUCAAUCACAAAUGCAGGGCCAUCAAGUAUGGUUUAUCCUUUGCCAUAUUGGCAGACACUGUUUAUCAUAUUAUGGCAUAAAGUUUCAUGAUUAUAA
Hyla sarda is the source of this 1330-nucleotide messenger RNA. Its product is annotated as immunoglobulin superfamily containing leucine-rich repeat protein 2-like. The transcript has 2 exons. Gene Ontology annotation, cellular component: plasma membrane. Gene Ontology annotation, molecular function: protein binding. The coding region runs from base 209 to 1324 and encodes 371 amino acids. The record is from RefSeq and is a predicted model, not a curated record. NCBI's taxonomy places the organism in Eukaryota, Metazoa, Chordata, Amphibia, Anura, Hylidae.